UCAUGAGCCAAACCCAGUCAAACAUAAAAAUGACAGCGCACUUCAUGUUCGGCCAGAUGUUUCUCGGCACUUGCAUGAUUAUUGUUGUGCUGUCAUGUGGAGUCAUCACCGUGGAAGCCGACGAUGAAGUUCCCGCGUUCUUCCUCAAAAUCGCGAAGAACGUACCUAGAAUCGGAAGGAGCGACAAGUACCACGAGUACUUUUUGAAGCAAGCGAAGAAUGUACCGAGAAUGGGGAAACGAGAGGAUUACGAUCAAAUGGUGGAAUCCUUUUACGACCGAGAGCCGUUCGCCCAACGUCAGAGGCGAAUGGUCAAUCAUGCGAGUACUUCAGGUUUAGAUUCCUCAGCAUGGGGACACUUUCCUCUAGCCAUCGAAGGGCCCCCGGAGCUCUGGCGUGCAUUAGCUUCAUACGCUAAUGAUCGAUACGGAACAUCGGGUGUGAAUGAAAUCAACAAUGACGUCUGGUCGAGAGAUAAACGAUCAACUCCAGCGUCUCCGUAAAUCCAAGUCGGAAAAUUUCUCACCAAUUCGAUAGAAUCCGCAAGCUUAAGGUGAUGGGAAUCCACAAAUUCGCAAUCUCAUAAAAAUCAAUAAACUCAGCCUGGAAAAUACCUAAUAAAUUG
This is a messenger RNA of Fopius arisanus, 625 nucleotides long. It is a transcript of the gene ETH, whose product is annotated as Ecdysis triggering hormone. The transcript is spliced from 5 exons. Lineage: Eukaryota; Metazoa; Arthropoda; Insecta; Hymenoptera; Braconidae. Bases 3 to 503 code for a protein of 166 amino acids. The record is from RefSeq and is a predicted model, not a curated record.